This is a messenger RNA of Chondrus crispus (carragheen), 1953 nucleotides long. RefSeq lists its product as hypothetical. The transcript has 3 exons. Gene Ontology annotation, molecular function: metallocarboxypeptidase activity; zinc ion binding. The record is from RefSeq and is a predicted model, not a curated record. Bases 1 to 1953 code for a protein of 650 amino acids. NCBI's taxonomy places the organism in Eukaryota, Rhodophyta, Florideophyceae, Gigartinales, Gigartinaceae. Gene Ontology annotation, biological process: proteolysis.
AUGAGUGCAACUCGACGCCCACAUUGGGCCCUCUCUUGUCCAAGGGAAGAGCUUUUUUGCCAUGUGACUUCCUUCGUUCUUGAACUAGUCCCCCAACACAACUUCUCCCUCGACAUGGUAUCAUGGAUCCGCGUCUGUAGUUCGAUCGCUUUGUUUCUUCUCUCGCUGUCCUCGUUCCCUUCUACAGGCACCGCAGAACCGUACAAGUAUCUUUCGUACGGUCAGAUCUAUUGGAGGCUUACCGAACUUGCGGCUAAGUACCCCAAGCUCUUGCGGUUGUACUCUGCUCAACAGACUUUCCUACUUCCUCAUGUGGGUAACUGCACCCAAUUGGAGUCUGCAACUGAUGAGGUGGGGACAAAUGCUCCGUGCACAAUAUGGGUGGUCGAGCUCUCCAACUUAGAGACGCUGCCCUCAGAACCAGAACGCCCGGAAAUGAUGGUCAGUGGCACUCUUCACGGGAACGAAGUAAUUGGGCCUCACGCCGUGCUUGCGUUUCUAGAGCACAUGGUUUCUAACUAUGAAUCAGAUCCCCACAUAAAACGCAUGGUUGACACACGUCUCGUGGUUGCGACCCCAAUGACGAACGCCAUCGGCUUUUCGCUGGAGCGAAGAUCAGAAAUUCACAGUAUGGAGAAUGGCACCGAGACUUCCGUUGAUCCUAAUCGAGAUUUCGGAUUUGACCAAGAUCCCACUAAAUGCAUGCGCACUGUGGCUGCUCGGACUUUGAACGAACUCUUCAGAACGCAUUUAUUUCGGGUCCUUAUCACCUUCCAUGGUGGCACCAACGUCAUCGGGUAUGAAUGGGGCGAUACGCAGCAUUGCACGGGUCCAAUGUGCAAGCCAGCGCCGGACACAGCAAUCAUGCGUGCACUCGGUGAGCGAAUGUCGAAUGUAGCGGGGCCUGCUGGCCGGUAUGAGGCGGCCUAUCCAGUUGGAGACAUGGGGAGAUUGGUGUAUCCCGUGAAGGGAGGACUUGAGGAUUGGGCGUACGGUGCGAGUUGGUCAGGUCAGGGCGUCGAGUGUCGCCCCGAUACUCUCGGGGGAUAUCCCAAGGAGAAGGUCAAACUUGACAGACGCACACAACGUUGUGUCACGUAUCUUGUGGAGACUGCACGGGAGAAAAAGCCCAGCGAGCAUAUGUUGGGCUCUUCAGAAGCCAUCUUGCAGAGGGGAAGUGAUGGUGACGGCCACGUUCCGCGUAAUGUUCGACUUCUUCUAAGCACCGUUGAUGCUUUAGAGCCGUACAUCUUACUUGAUGCCAAAGCGUCGACCAAUGAACACAACAAACCGAUAGUGUCCUGGAUGGUAGGGGGAGCGUUUGCUGUGGACGCAUGCGCCGUCCAGUGGAGGACGGAAAGUGGAGAACAGCAUGACAUCAGUGAUGUGCAGAAUGGGACUAUGCUGUCAUCGUCUCCAGUGCAGUACUCGCUGAAGUUUAGUCACGCCCUAAUGGGACCUUUUCCGUCUAAGUCAACCCACGUGUUUGUCAGAGUUGCAGCAGUUCUUGAUCAUCAAUAUGCGCUACAACCGAAUGAUAGCGACCCCAAUGUAACGCCACAAGGACACUUAAUGGGGUCUCGUGCUAGCCCGCAAUGGUCUUUUAGCACAGCAGAUCACAAGAUUGAAGGGCGACAAGUCUUUUUUUCGAAAACAAUGAGAUUAGAAAUGUCUGGGUCACACACUUUUGCAAUGACAGAUGCCGAUGAUGUCGAAUGGUCAGGGGAGAACGCAGGAGCUUAUUCUAUGUCAGAUGAUGAGCUAUUUAAGCAUUUAUAUACGGGAGAGGGUCCCGCUGUCCUUGAUGCGAACGGAGGACUUAGUGUCCCCUUGACGAUAUUGACAGCUGCCUUAGGCAUACUUGUGAUCAUCGCCAUGGCCGUGGGAAUAUUCAUUUUUGCAGGAGAAGUGGUUGCUGCAUCCGCCUUACGAGUGCAACCUCUGGGGUACUGA